Molecule: messenger RNA, 5442 nt
Organism: Metopolophium dirhodum (rose-grain aphid)
Lineage: Eukaryota; Metazoa; Arthropoda; Insecta; Hemiptera; Aphididae
Gene: Oamb
Product: octopamine receptor Oamb
Exons: 5
Coding region: 1592-3721 (709 amino acids)
Biological process (GO): adenylate cyclase-activating adrenergic receptor signaling pathway
Cellular component (GO): membrane
Molecular function (GO): G protein-coupled amine receptor activity
Source: RefSeq, a predicted model, not a curated record
GUCGCGGCGCAUGCGGCGGCGGCGGCGUCGGCGGCGGCGGCAGACGAGCGCGCGACCCUUGGCUGCGUGUGCUCCUCGGCGGUCAGUCGCCGCUAACGCACGCCGGACGUGCCCGUCGAACGCCCGGUGGUCCCCCCACCGCAAUAAUCACGCUCGCGAAAUCCCGCGAAGAGUGCGCGACAAGACACAUCGUCUUCUGUGUUAUUGCGAAAACAUAUUAUUAUUAAUAUAAUAAUAUUAUAAUAUCAACACAAUCGUUAUGAUAAUCGUAUCAAAUAAUAAUAAUUUACAGACGAGACCGCCGUCACGAGAUAAAGUAAUAAUAUAAUAUAAUAUAAUACUGUGCGUCCGUCGCGAUAAUAAGAUAUUAUAGAAUAUUAAACAUCGUUUGGGCAUAAUAUAAUUCUAUUAAAUCUCGUCGUCCUCCACGGGCCGUUUGAGAUAUUUUAUGAUAUUAUUGUUGUUAUUGAUAUCAUUAUCAUCACUACUGUUACGACUUACGUGCGUCGAUCGUACUUGCGAUUUUUCAGCCCCGUAGCUCCUCCUCCGGAGAGUAUUAGUUAGUGUCACGAAUCGAAGUUUCGGUUGUUUUCUGUUUGGUUUUCGCGUGCGAACGAAAGGACCGUAAACGGAAAAAAAAAAUUAGUAUUUAAUCAUAAUUUUAACACCGCGUGUGCGAUGCGGUUUUCGAUAUCGCUGUGCUCUCCGGAUAGUCGUCGUCGUCAUUACCGCCGGUGCCGCCGUGACCUAGUGAUCUCUCGGAGGAACGUCGUCCGAUCGUCAUAAAUACACACAGUUUGUACACAAGCACAAAUCGAAGUCACGAUGAUUAUGGAAUCGAUCCAAAUCCAAUAGUCACGUUAUUAUAAUUUUCGACAAAGUUGGGUCACAUAGGUUGUCAAGCUAUAUUAAAAUCGAUAAAUUAAGACUUUUUGGAGUGCUGCAUUUUUUGGCCAAUAGGUGUUUCUGGCAGCCGAACCAAACUAUCGAACGCACCGUCAUGCGGGACGUCCGCUGCUGUUGACGCGAUCGGACGACAGACGUUAAAUAAUCAUAUUGAUAACGACUAUCGUUCACUGAGUAGCUUUGAUGAUAAUAUGACGUUAAGUCGGUGGCGAUGACUGUCGUCGCCUCGGUGACGACGACGACGACGGAAACGACCGCGACAGACACUGCGACCACACCGCAACGAUGACGGGAACGACAACGUGGUCGGCUGCGACCGCGGCGGCGGUUCCGUCGACGGCCGCGGACACGUGGUAGUGUGCGGCCGCUCAACCGGCUCGGUCGCUGUUCGCGGUCGUCGUGUGCGCCUGGCGUCGGGCGACAACAGCAACAACAACAACAACAACAACCAAAACAACACCGACAACACCGAGGCGGCGGCGGCGGGGGCGGCGGCCGUCGCGACGGCCGCUCGUCCACGACUGCGACGCGACCGACGGUACGUCGCGCUGGCCCGCUGACCGCGUCGCGGCGACCACCACUGCCCGCGCGCGCGCACCGGCCUUCCCGAACGCACGCGAACGGUGCACCGUCCGUCCACGCUUACCCACGACCGCAGAACACCCGCCGCCGGUGGCCGGGCCCGAUGAACCGGACCGAGUGCCAGACGCUGCGCGACUCGCUGGUGUGGAGGGACGCGCAGGUGUUGAGCACCCUGGUCGGCCUGUCUUUCAUCGCGCUCAUCGUGACCGUCGGCAACACGCUCGUCGUGGCCGCCGUGUUCAACAGCUCCAAGCUCCGGUCGCCCACCAACACGUUCAUCGUUUCGCUGGCCGUGUCCGACCUCAUGGUCGGCGUGGCCGUGUUGCCGUUCAGCGCCACCUGGGAGGUGUUCAAGGUGUGGCUGUUUGGCGAUUACCUUUGCUCCGUGUGGCUGGCCGUGGACGUGUGGAUGUGCACGGCCAGCAUCCUGAACCUGUGCGCCAUAUCGCUGGACAGGUACCUGGCCGUCACCCGGCCGGUGCAGUACCCGAGCCUGAUGACCAGCUUCCGGGCCAAGGUUCUGGUGGUGAUCGUGUGGGUGCUGAGCUUCGUCAUAUGCCUACCGCCGCUGGUCGGCUGGCGGGACACCCACAUACCGCCCGAGGCGUCCACGGUGCUGAUCCGGAACGAGCUGUACCGGAACGGCACCGGCGGCCGGCCGCAGCAGGAAGAGCUGCCGCCGUCGUGCCCGUGGAUCUGCGAGCUGCCCAACAACAAGUGGUACGUCGUGUACUCGGCGCUGGGCUCGUUCUACAUACCGAUGUUCGUCAUGCUGUUCUUCUACUGGCGCAUCUACAAGGCGGCCGUGCAUACCACCCGGGCCAUCAACCAGGGGUUCCGGACGAUGCGCAGCCGCCGGACGUUCGGCAACCGGUUCGACGAGCAGCGACUCACGUUGCGCAUACACCGGGGCCGCGGCUCGUCGCUCAAGCACGCGGCCACCGCGUCACCGUCGUCCGCUGCCGUCACCGCGGCCAACGGCCCGGGCGGUGGGUCGCCGGACGUGAACCGGCCGCCGAACAGCCGGCGGCCGUCGGUCCGGCGCAGCAACCACGAGCGGAUCAAGAUCAGCGUCAGCUACCCGAGCUCUGACUGCAUAAGCGCAGCGGCCGCGGCCGCGGCCGUGGCCACCGUAACUACGGCCACCACCUCGGUGGACGCCAACGGCAACUCGCCGCCCGAGACGCUUAGCCAAAAGUCGCGGAGUUCGUUCUCGUCCACGACGUCGCCGACCAGCUCCAGUCCACUUUACGCCGUCCACUACACGGCGGCCGAGACGUACCAUCACCAGCGGGCCGCCACCGUCCGGUCAGUGGCCGACACGUCCGUUUGUCAGCUGCGUGUGGCCGGUGGCAGCCGGAAGGAACACCGCCGGUGCAGUGCUGGCGACACGGCCUCGCCGCACUCGCGUCUCCUGUUGACGUCGUCGCCGGGCGGAGACCAUCACCACCAUCACCAGCACGGCGGCGGCGGGGGAACAGCGGUCGGGCGACCCGCGUCCUGUUCCGUCACAUCAGUCAAAGACCAACUGUCGCCGUCACCGUCGUACGACGAGUCCACUGGUGGCGGUGGUGGCGGUGGUGGUGGCAGUAGUGGUGGGGCAGGCGCGAGCGGGGGAAGCGACGUCGGGCUUGGGCGCGGCGGCCUCGGGUCCUCGAACAGCAAGUCCAAGUUCGCGUCGAAGAUGAUGGGCGGCGGCAAGCGGAACAUCAAGGCCCAGGUGAAGCGGUUCCGGAUGGAGACCAAGGCGGCCAAGACGCUGGGCAUAAUCGUCGGCGGUUUCAUCGUGUGCUGGCUGCCUUUCUUCACCAUGUACCUGGUACGGGCUUUCUGCCCCACGUGCAUACAACCCACCCUGUUCUCCGUCAUGUUCUGGCUGGGCUACUGCAACAGCGCCAUCAACCCGAUGAUCUACGCGCUAUUCAGCAAGGACUUCCGGUUCGCGUUCAAGCGGAUCAUAUGCCGGUGGUGCUGUUGGGCGUCCGCCAGCGAUUCAACGGCCGGCCUGGGCGGCGGCGGACUCACCGUCGCCGACUACGGCCGCCGCAAGGGGUCGGAUGGUUCCCAACUGGGCGCCGGCGGCCACGGCGGCGCGUCGCCCCGGAACAGGUACAUCGUGACGAGUUCAGGUGCCGGGGCCACGGGUUCCGACGAGUGCAGCACGCGCAGCAUGCGUCUGCUCCAGUACUCGGACAGCGAACCGCUCAACGAACCGUGUUCGGACGACAGGUGAUGGCCACUGCGCGAGCGACCACUGCGCCGCUGUAAUGAUGUUACUAUAAAAAUAUAUUAUAAUACGCAGGUACGACUCCUGUUCGGUGCGACGAUUGUUUUCGCAUUAUUAAUUAUUAUUAUAACUCUUAAACGAAAUAAUAUAUUAUAUACAAAUACACUAAUAUAAGUUUAUAAUAAUUAUUAUAAAUAUUAUUAUAAAUAUUAUUAUUAUUAUUAUUAUUAUAUACGAUAAAAUAUUAUUAUGUGUUUCCGUUACCCACUCAUUAUUAUUAUUAUUAUUAUUAUUAUUAUUAUUAAUAUUAAUAUUAUACGCAUUGUGUAAUUACAAAUUAUUAUUAUUAUUAUUAUUAUUAUUAUGUUUACCGACAUGAAUAAUAUUGUGUUUUAUCCUUUUAUAAUACGUUACGUGUAAACCGUUACAAUAUUAUGUUUUUUAGUCUCGUCGUGUAACGUCUUAGGACGAACGAAUAUUAUUGCAAACACGAGUUCUGUUGCUUUGUCGUUUACCGACCGAUCGUCCUCAUAACGAUAUUAUUAUUUAUACAACACACAAGACAUCGAUUCACUCCGUUUAUAUAACAAUAACAAUAUUGUAGCACAUGAUAAUAUGAUAAUAGAGUUGGUGGAAUUAUUUUAAAACAUUUUUUAUUUCAUUUUUCGACGACGACGACGACAUGUGUGUCGACGCCCUCGUUAAAAAAAAAAAAUCGAAAUAACGGUCUACGAGAGUGGCACUUUUGAAGAGUAUAAUUAUUAUGGUUAUAUAUCUACAUAAUAUAAUACGCGGGGUGGUUUCGAGCACGCCAACCAUCCCCUUUUUUCUUUAAUAACGUAGUUAAUCAAAAUCUGUUUUUUUUUUUAAUUUAUAAAUACACUGGAGGACACCAUCGUUUCGGAGAAAAAAGGGUGGUUCUUUUUCCGCCGCCGUAAAUUAUGCGCAGACGAUUUUUCCGAAAACGUUGACGUCAACAUUCGAACGAGUAGUUUUCGAGUUGUUUAACUAUUCGAGUGCACCAUAACGAUAAUAGGUACACGAUAAGAAAGAUGGGAGCUACGGUGAUUUGAACAUUUUAGUUGGGCAAUAUUAAUCUACCGACACUGGCGACACUGAUCAUAUUCGUAAACUUGGUCCUGGUAUAAUAAUCAACACUAGAUCCAAUUUUAUAUCCAAUUUAUGUUUUCGUAUAACCGUUUCAAGGACGAUUAUCUUCGGUAUAAACAUUUCGAUUCAACUGAAAAACUACUCGUUGGAAUUUAACCGCGUAAAUCGACAUUUGAAAAAAUAAAAUGAUCCACUAAACAAUUUACACUGAAAGUGAAAGGAAUCAAUAGAAAAACAGAAGUUUGUAUGGCCACAGGACACACCUCCACAAUAGGACAAAAAUAUUCUUGGGGGACGAGGUGGCCGAGCGGUCUAACGCGUCGACUGCGGCGCUGGCAGUCGCGGGUUCGACUCCCGGCCACUGGGCGGCAUUUUUCUUCGGGCAAGUCACGGUGUCCGGAGAACAAGUGCCGCCAUCCCCCACCCGGGCAUGGCAGAUACCUACGGGUGCCCAAAUUGAAAAUUCUGCCAAAACCCAACACACACGUGUUCCCCCCUACUACUACCAACAAUACAAUACACCUAACCAAAACCAUACACCAAAAAGACCAUACAGCUAAUGGCCAUAGUUGCCGGGCUUACGAUCAAAAAAAAAAAAAAAAAAAAAAAAAAAAUAU